This is a messenger RNA of Orbicella faveolata, 887 nucleotides long. RefSeq lists its product as uncharacterized. The record is from RefSeq and is a predicted model, not a curated record. Gene Ontology annotation, molecular function: structural constituent of ribosome. Gene Ontology annotation, biological process: mitochondrial translation. NCBI's taxonomy places the organism in Eukaryota, Metazoa, Cnidaria, Anthozoa, Scleractinia, Merulinidae. Gene Ontology annotation, cellular component: mitochondrion; ribosome.
CUUUUGAUUGGUCAGUUUCCCAUCAAUCAAAUCAACAGCAAAGAAGUUGUCAGAUUAGAGACUGGGCCGAGGUAAUCAAAAUGGCGGCUUCAUUUCGUGUUUUACCAAGGGAGCUUACCGUGGCUUCGUUCAGUAGUUUUGGAAAGUCAUUUCACGAAACGCUGUUGAAAUUUUGUUUACAGACGAGAGCUUUACACAGCUGCGGCUCAGGUCAUCAGUCAUGGCUCGUGCGACUUUCUUGGGUCACAGGAGCAACUCAUCCUACACGUCGAAAGCUUUCCAACAUGUCAUCAAGCAGGGUCAUCAGUCCUGUUAUGGUUGAACUUCUCAAAAGCAUACAAUAUGGAAAAGAACAGUGGAUGGAUCAAUCAACCCGCAGGACUCUUGUUAAAGUAAUUGAUGAGGGAAUCAUUGAUCAAGAUUCUACUGAUUAUGAUAAGUUGACACUGGAACACUUUCAAGUUUUCUGGCCAGAUGGAAAACCAAUCUGGACAAAUUACAGAAGGAACUUUAAGGGUCAGUUUCCACCCCAGAAAACUCGUCGGACUUGUUAUAAAGGAACCAACGUUUGCAGUAAUCCCUGUCCGAUAUGUCGACUGAUUGUAGAGAAAAAUUAUGAAUUGGUUUACACAGAUGUUGGUUUGUUGUCUCAGUUUAUCUGCCCCCAUACUGGAAUAAUUCUUGAAACGAUUAAAACAGGUGUAUGUCAAAAGAAGCAAAAACUUCUUCUAAAAACAAUUCAGGAAGCUCGUGAUAAAGGUCUUUUGCCUUUCACGGUCCCAGGUCCCAGAGAUCCUCCACGAGUUUUCCAGCCUGUAGGAGUACCUUCCAUGUUCAAAAAUAGAAAAUGACAUUUUAAAGAAAAGAAUAAAAUUUAACACAGUUGA